CACACAGGAUCCGGUCUUCACCACCAAACUCACGUCCUUGCAGGUUUUAUUUAGCAGAGAAUUAAUUAUUAAUACAGAAAUAAUGAAUCAACAUUUGCUCCCAGGAGGUCGCUUUCAAUCUCACGAGCACGUUUCACGCAGAUGUCAACUUUAACUUCCUCUUCUCUCUCGUCUCUUCCUGUGUUUGUGUCUCCUCUUCAUCAGGACCGGCUCAGAUCUACAGGAUGAGACGAGCAACCCGCUUCAUCAUCCUCAUCCUCUCCCUGUGCUCGGGUCAGAGGUCAGACCACAGAAGGUCGUCAUGCAGUCGCUGUGACCUCCAUCUCAGCUGUAACUGCUCCUACGGGGAAUUCUCUCAUGUUCCCAUGGUAACAGACGAAGCUCUGAGUCUUGAUCUGUCCUUUAACAACAUCACCGUGGUGACCAACAAUGACCUGACUGGUCACUCACGGCUGAAGGUUCUGAAUCUCCACGGUAACCGAUUAGCUGUGAUCCAUCCUUUGGCGUUUGACUCCCUGUGGAGCCUGGAGGACUUGGAUCUGUCUGACAACCAGCUGAAGGCUCUCAACCACCAGUGGUUCUGGAAGCUGGAAGCUCUGCAGAGACUCAACCUGCUCAACAACCUGUACAGCUGCCUGGGUUCUCCACCGUUGUUUCAUGGACUCGUCAGACUAAGGAGGCUGCUGUUUGGAGGUCCCACUCUGAAGGAGCUGAGGAGAGGAGAUCUGUGUGGAGUCACCCAACUGGAAGAGCUCACUGUGGAGGCCAACAACCUGACCAUAUAUGACUCUGGUACUUUAGGGGAUAUUUGGCCUCUGGGUCGAGUCACCGUUAGCCUCCAUGGUCCUUUUCUAACAAACACGUCCCUGGCAUCAGCUAUGCUGGAUGAUGUGUCGUACCCUGAGACUUCAAUCACCCUAAAGGACCUCUAUCUGAAAGGACCUGAGUCUGUUGCACCCCUCAAAGCCUCCGCUAAGAAGAGAGUCAGGCAUUUUUCCUUCUAUAAGUCUGAAACAUCAGAUGAGUCUGUGGUUGACCUCCUGGUGGUGUUGGAUGGAGUUCCAGUCACUCGCCUCAACUUUGAAGACAUCACACUGACAGGUGAGGGAAGGUAAG
Messenger RNA from Nothobranchius furzeri (turquoise killifish), 1116 nucleotides. The record is from RefSeq and is a predicted model, not a curated record. NCBI's taxonomy places the organism in Eukaryota, Metazoa, Chordata, Actinopteri, Cyprinodontiformes, Nothobranchiidae.